GUCCUUCUUCAGUUAUCAGCAAUGACGACGAUUCAGCCAGUCCCCUCCACCACAUCUCAAAUGGCAGUAACACUCCGUCUUCUUCUGAGGGGGGUCCUGACGCAGUCAUUAUUGGGAUGACGAAGAUUCCCGUCAUAGAAAAUCCCCAGUAUUUUGGAAUUACCAACAGUCAGCUCAAGCCAGACACCUUUGUGCAGCACAUCAAGCGCCACAAUAUCGUUCUCAAAAGAGAACUGGGAGAAGGAGCCUUUGGGAAAGUCUUUCUGGCGGAAUGCUAUAACCUCUGUCCUGAGCAGGACAAGAUCUUGGUGGCAGUGAAGACACUGAAGGAUGCCAGCGACAAUGCCCGCAAGGACUUCCACCGCGAGGCAGAGCUGCUAACUAACCUGCAACACGAGCACAUCGUCAAGUUCUACGGUGUCUGUGUUGAGGGUGAUCCGCUCAUCAUGGUCUUUGAGUAUAUGAAGCACGGAGAUCUUAACAAAUUCCUCAGGGCACAUGGACCAGAUGCGGUACUGAUGGCAGAAGGCAACCGUCCUGCUGAGCUGACCCAAUCCCAGAUGCUUCACAUUGCCCAGCAGAUUGCAGCUGGUAUGGUUUACCUGGCGUCACAGCACUUCGUGCAUCGGGAUCUUGCUACCCGGAAUUGUCUGGUUGGUGAGAACCUACUGGUGAAGAUUGGGGAUUUUGGGAUGUCUAGAGAUGUGUACAGCACGGACUACUAUAGG
Molecule: messenger RNA, 728 nt
Organism: Fulmarus glacialis (Northern fulmar)
Lineage: Eukaryota; Metazoa; Chordata; Aves; Procellariiformes; Procellariidae
Product: BDNF/NT-3 growth factors receptor-like
Exons: 4
Biological process (GO): positive regulation of kinase activity; cell surface receptor protein tyrosine kinase signaling pathway; protein phosphorylation
Cellular component (GO): membrane; axon; signaling receptor complex
Molecular function (GO): brain-derived neurotrophic factor binding; ATP binding; brain-derived neurotrophic factor receptor activity
Source: RefSeq, a predicted model, not a curated record